AUGGCUGGUGAAACUGUUUUCGUCUCUGGUGCUAAUGGAUUCAUUGCAUUACACAUCAUUAGUAGAUUAUUAAACAAAGGUUAUAACGUUAUUGGUUCUGUUAGAUCCCAAGAAAAAGCUGAUGAUUUAUACAAGAAGUUCCAAACUGAUAAAUCUGAUCCAAAAUUCAAGAUUGUCAUUAUAGAAGAUUUAAUCAAACCAGGUGCUUUUGAUGAUGUUUUGAAAAACAAUAAAGAUAUUAAAUAUGUCUUACAUACUGCUUCACCUUUUAAAUUUGGUUUUACUGAUGAUUUUGAUGAAGGAUAUCGUAAACCAGCUGUUGAGGGAACAAUUAAUGCCUUGAAAGCUAUUGAUAAAUAUGGUGAAAAUGUUAUAACUACUGUUGUUACUUCAUCAUUUGCAUCAGUUAUGAAUUUUGAUAAACUGGAAGACUCUUCAUUUAUUCAUAAUGAAAAUGUUUGGAAUCCAAUUGAAUGGGAUCAAGUUAAAGACCAAGGAAAAGCUUAUGUCGCUUCAAAGAAAUUAGCUGAAAAGGCAGCAUGGGAUUAUGUUAAAGAACAUAAUGUUAAAUUCAAUUUAAAUACCGUGUUACCAGUUUAUGUCUUUGGUCCACAAUUAUUUGAUGAAGAUGCAAGUUUAGAAAAGACAAACACAUCAAAUCAAAUCAUUAUUAACUUGUUGAAAUCUGAUCCAAAUGAUACUAAAUUUUUCAAAGAUACAAGUGGUAUUGGUGUUGAUGUUCGUGAUGUUGCAGAUUUCCAUAUUUUAGCUUUUGAACGUGGUAUUAAAAAUCAAAGAUUAUUUGCAGCUUCAGAAACUUUCACAGAUCAAAAAUUAUUAAACAUUAUUAAUGAAUAUGUUCCUCAAUUAACUGGUAAAAUUGCUAAAGGUUCUCCAUCAAAAGCUUAUACUGUGAAUGAAACUGGGUUUAGUACUCAAAAAUCUCGUGAUUUACUUGGUGAUUUCGAAUUUAUUUCUUUAAAAGAUCAAGUUGUUGAUACUGUGAAUCAAGCAUUGAAACAAAAUAAAUAA
Hansenula ciferrii is the source of this 1032-nucleotide messenger RNA. RefSeq names its product carbonyl reductase (NADPH-dependent) ARI1. Lineage: Eukaryota; Fungi; Ascomycota; Saccharomycetes; Phaffomycetales; Wickerhamomycetaceae. The transcript has a single exon. Gene Ontology annotation, molecular function: oxidoreductase activity, acting on the CH-OH group of donors, NAD or NADP as acceptor. The coding region runs from base 1 to 1032 and encodes 343 amino acids. The record is from RefSeq and is a predicted model, not a curated record.